GAAUUGUUUAUAUUGUAAUCGCAGGAUCCUGUCAGGUUAUGACUUUCUGUCAUCUUGCAGAAGGAAGAGUGGGGGAACGAAUCAUUUUUAGCGCCAUCUGCCUUGCGAAUUAUAAUCUGUCACGAGAUUAGGUUCGUUCGAAAAUCUUACCGUAAAGUAAAAUUUUUAAUAACUAAGAUUUUCGAACGUACCUAUGGUGCUUUGGAGUUUGUGUCGAAGUUUGCAAUGAUUUACGACGUUAUAAUUGAAUUAAUUGUAUAUUCUUAAUAUGACAUCAUCGGUGGGACACAGAAUUUUCAUAAAAUUAUGCAGAAGCCGCUUGUCACCGCGAAUUUUCGUCACAAGAUUCAGCAGUGCAGCUGUCGAGGAAGAUGCGAAAAAUGUCAUUCCGGCUUUGCAGCCGGGAAAAAUUCAAGCUGCAUUAUUGAAGGAUUUCUCUAGUCCUCUCGUUAUAGAGAAUCUGGAGCCGCCACAGAAUGUACAAUCGAAUGAAGUUCUUAUCGAUGUUCAUUAUUGUGCUUUGAACACUGCUGACGCACUGCUCAGUAAAAAUUUGUAUACAUUUGAACCAAAAUUACCAACGAUUCUUGGUUAUGAAGUAGUUGGAAAACUGGUUGAAGUUGGCGAGGAAGCAGAGAAAAAUGGCUAUAAAAUUGGGGAUAAAGUCGUUGCUCUUAACAAGGAAAAAUAUGGAGGUUUGACUGAGAAAUGCCUGGCAGAAAUUGGGGAUAUAUGGAAGGUACCCUCUGCGAUCAAUUCUAUAGAUGCUGUGAGCAUCUUAGACAACUAUGUUACUGCAUUGAUUGCGCUAGAGAGAAAAGUCAGUAUAGAUGAGAAUGACAUGAUCUUAAUAAAUGUUGGUGUAAGCGGCAUUAGUCUGGCAGCAAUAGAUCUUGCGACAAAUGUCUUUAGAGCAAAGGUCAUUGGGGUGUGUGCAACUGAAGAUGGAGCAGAUCUGGCUCGGAAGAAAGGAGCAUUUGCAUCUCUCAAGUACAAAGAUAAGAAGUUGUUAAAGCAAAUAGAGGAAAUCGCAGCCGAACGAGACAUCCAAGUUAUCUUUGAUGAUAUAGAUGGAGAACACUUAAAGAAAGAGUUGGAUUGUUUUACCGAUGUCUACAAAGAUGCAACACUAAAGGACUUGCUGCGCGAUGACAAUUUCGCUGUGGUGGUGCAUCAUUUGUCUCGCGAAGGGCGCUUAAUCAUAGCUGGUACAGCGACAACGGUGACGAAUGCUCAUUCGGAGGUGCAAAAGGGUUCCUUCAGUGUUACCGGUUUUAAUCUCGCAGAAUACAAAAAGAGAAAACCUGACGUAUAUCGCCAAGCAGGAGAUGAGGUUUUACAAUUCCUUGAAGAAGGGCUUAUUACACCAUCUUGCUUAUUGACUGUGGGUUUACAUAAAGUCAAUGAGGCUUUGCGAUUUGUUUCCGAAAGUAAAUCUUCAGGAAAAGUUGUAGUCGACAUCAGGAAUAAGGAAGCUGAUGCAGUAAAAGUAACGAAAUAAAUAAAUUUAUAUGCACAGUGAUGUAUAUUUUAUAUAUUUUAGGAUAAAUAUUAUUAUAUAAGUAGAAAAUGUUAAUAUAGUCAUUAAGAUUGUAUUAAUAAAACUUUAUUCUUUUUUAAUUUA
Messenger RNA from Nylanderia fulva, 1624 nucleotides. RefSeq names its product protein Cryzl2-like. The record is from RefSeq and is a predicted model, not a curated record. Gene Ontology annotation, molecular function: oxidoreductase activity. Gene Ontology annotation, cellular component: mitochondrion. NCBI's taxonomy places the organism in Eukaryota, Metazoa, Arthropoda, Insecta, Hymenoptera, Formicidae.